AUGCCGCGCGGGACCAACCGUCCGACGAACCAGAAGGGCCGUGGCAAAGGGAAUAAGAAGAAGGGUGGUGGCCAUCAUAGACAUGGGAAGAAGGAUGGUGGCGACCAUGGACAUGAGAAGGUGAACGGCGGCGACCAUGGACAUGAACAUAUGGACGGCGGCCAUCAUGGACAUGAGCAUAUGAACGGUGGCGACCAUGGACAUGAACAUAUGGACGGCGGCCAGCAUGGACAUGAACAUAUGGACGGUGGCGACCAUGGACAUGAACAUAUGGACGGUGGCGACCAUGGACAUGGGAAUAUGGACGGUGGCGACCAUGGACAUGAACAUAUGGACGGUGGCGACCAUGGACAUGAACAUAUGGACGGCGGCGACCAUGGACAUGAACAUAUGGACGGCGGCGACCAUGGACAUGAACAUAUGGACGGUGGCGACCAUGGACAUGAACAUAUGAACGGUGGCGACCAUGGACAUGAGAACAUGGGCGAUGGCGCACCUAACGGGGAUUGA
Messenger RNA from Leishmania braziliensis MHOM/BR/75/M2904, 510 nucleotides. RefSeq lists its product as hypothetical. The coding region runs from base 1 to 510 and encodes 169 amino acids. NCBI's taxonomy places the organism in Eukaryota, Euglenozoa, Kinetoplastea, Trypanosomatida, Trypanosomatidae. The transcript has a single exon. The record is from RefSeq and is a predicted model, not a curated record.